AUGUCAUCCCUCCAAGACUUGGGUCUUGAACUUUGGGUUCUUGUGUACCACCUCUAUGCAAAGCACACAGAUGUACCAACAACAGCGUUUCGGGAACUAGCACUGCGUACUCGAUGUGUAUGCAGAAGCGAGGAUCUUCAAGUCGCUACACGACCCUCACUUUUGGAAAACACGCAGUGGUUUCGAGAGAUGUCCGAGCGCUACAAGGCACUACGUCAACAUUUGAGGGAAUCCAAUAUAGAAAGUGUAAUGGAGGCUGCAGAAUUAACGCGUAGCUUUUAUCCUACAGGGUGUUCAGUCUCAGAGUAUGCGGACGCCUUGCAAACAUGCGCUGCUAUGCUUUCAAAGACUAUACCAAGUCAGAAGUUAUCUCGUUUCGUUGAAGGCCGUUUAGAGGAACUUGCGUCACUAGGCCAAAAAACUCUUACUGUAGACGAACUCGUCGAUGAUCUCAUAGAACGACCAUUGCUGGAUGCCAUGACACCAUCUCAAUGGUGGCAACACGAUACUUGUUCUGAUGGUGCUCCAUCUCUUAGAAGUGUUAUGUUGCGAUCUCAUCCACUACAAAUAGACAUUUUGUAUACGUGGUGUGGAAAGAUGCGAUGUCAACAUAUUCAUCUUGUAGGUAUAUUACAUGAAGAUGCUCCAACGGCGCCACUUGCGAAACGACUUGCACGCACGCAUGGUGCAUUGUUAAGUGAAGAACAGUUUCGUACUUAUCUGCUUCGAUUGCAGAGUCUUAUGAAGGGAGUUGUAGAUGGUGGGAAUAAGAACAAAUCCUCUAGUGAGGGUAUGUCGUCUUCCUAUCAUCCUAAUCAUGCUGAUCAGGAAUACCAGCAUAAGAACUCUGUUCCAGAGGUAAAAUUAAGUGAAACAACCACUGGAAAGAAUAAUGAAAUAGAUAGUAGGAGUUUUUCUACUACUGCCGAGACGUCUACUCGUGGUGGAAAUAAAGCUGAUGUUGGAUUACUCUAUCGUGACCCGGAUGCGGCCAUGGAUAAUGUAGAUUUAAAUGAUGCUGAUGAUGUCACAUUGCAGGAAUUCAAAGCAAAAAUGGAUGAGAAGUUUAUGGAAAAGAUUGUACGGCCUGGAGACCCAGACUACGUGUAUGAUAAACGAGUCGAAGCCAAGCCAACAGAGCGCAGUGAGUGGGAUGAUUCUGACUGA
Molecule: messenger RNA, 1167 nt
Organism: Trypanosoma theileri
Lineage: Eukaryota; Euglenozoa; Kinetoplastea; Trypanosomatida; Trypanosomatidae
Exons: 1
Coding region: 1-1167 (388 amino acids)
Biological process (GO): microtubule anchoring at centrosome; trans-Golgi to periciliary membrane compartment transport
Cellular component (GO): centriole; centrosome; spindle pole
Source: RefSeq, a predicted model, not a curated record